AGAGGACAGAGAGCGUGGGGUGUUUAAGUUGCCGCUGCUUGUGCCAGUGAAAAGGAAAUAAUCCCAGUGUUGCUUUCUCAUGAAUUAUUAAAAAGCCCUACCAGUCUUUUUUAGCGUGAACCAAAAUGCUGCAUUUUCAUCCGUGGCUAUAAAGCAAAGAAGAGAUUUGUUGUGUAUUUUUGUUGUUUUUUUGUUUCCCUAGGAGUAUCACAGCCGGUAAGCAGGACUUUGUAAGCGUGCCGAACAAGUGCUCAGAUGAGCAGUCUGAACACAGAACCAGGAGCAUCAGCACUGGAGAGCUGGAACUGAGAGACAGAAGCAGUUCCCUCCACUGCACGCGACAGCAGCGACCGCUCUCACUCUCGCUCUGCAUGCCUUUUUUUCCCCUUCUUUUCUUUCUGGAGUUGAGAUCUUGUUUCUCAGAGCAACGGGACUUAGAGGAUACUGGAGCUCCAAGCUGUUAUCCAAGCAUCCCAAACGCAGACCUGGCUGCCCACAUGCCGAUCGAAUUUGUUUGCAAAAUCAAAUUUGCAGAGGAGGAUGAGAAGCAGAAAGGCAUCCAGGAAGGGGACAAGGAGAGCCUGAUCGAAGAGAGCUGCAGCCCCCCAGCCAAGGAUCUGGCCGGCUUCGCCAGUGCCUGCUCACUCCAUGGGAUUAACCACAUCUUUGUGUCGGGACGGCUGGGUGUCAGACAGACCCUCUGGGCUCUUGCACUCCUGGUGUCCCUGGCUCUCUUUCUAUACCAGGCGGCAAAGUGUGCCAUCUCCUACCUGGAGCAUCCUCAUGUCACUGCGCUGAACGAGGAGGCCACCCCGGAGAUGAUGUUCCCCGCCGUGACCAUCUGCAACAUCAACCGUUUCCGCUUUUCUGCUCUCACUGAUGCCGACAUCUACCACCUGGCCAACCUGACCGGCUUGCCCCCCAAAAACAAGGACGGCCACAAGCCCACCGAUUUGGAGUAUCCAGCACCGGACAUGCAGGACAUCUUCAACCGGACUGGUCACCAGCUGCAAGAGAUGCUGAAGAACUGCAACUUCAGUGGGCAGAACUGCUCAGCUGAAGACUUUACAGUGGUCUACACAAGAUAUGGGAAAUGCUAUACUUUCAACGGGAACAAAACAACCUCCAGGAAGACGAAGCAAGGAGGGAUGGGAAACGGGCUGGAGAUCAUGUUGGAUAUCCAGCAGGAUGAAUAUCUACCUAUCUGGAAAGAGACAAAUGAAACAUCUUUAGAGGCUGGAAUCCGUGUGCAGAUCCACAGUCAGGACGAGCCGCCCUACAUCCAUCAGCUGGGCUUUGGAGUCUCUCCGGGAUUUCAGACAUUUGUAUCCUGUCAAGAACAAAGGUUGACCUACCUGCCCCAGCCUUGGGGGAACUGCCGCUCCACCAGUGAGCAGAUGAUCCCGGGUUAUGAUACCUACAGUAUCAGCGCCUGCCGCCUGCGCUGCGAGACUCUUGAGGUUCAGCGUGUGUGCAAAUGCAGGAUGGUGCACAUGCCGGGAGAUGCCGAUAUCUGUACUCCCAGCAAUAUCAAAUGUGUGGACAAAGCACUUGCACUGCUACAGACAAGUUCAGGUGACACAUGCUCCUGUGAAACUCCCUGUAACCUGACGCGUUAUGGUAAAGAGCUGUCCAUGGUUAAAAUCCCCAGCAAAGGCUCGGCACGCUACCUAUCUAGAAAAUAUGACAAGUCUGAAGACUACAUCAGGGACAACUUCCUUGUUUUGGACAUUUUCUUUGAAGCUCUAAAUUAUGAAACAAUAGAACAGAAAAAAGCAUAUGACGUUGCAGGUUUAUUAGGGGACAUUGGUGGGCAGAUGGGUCUUUUUAUAGGAGCCAGUGUUCUGACCAUCUUGGAGAUUUUGGAUUAUGUAUAUGAGGUGAUCAAACACAGGUUGGAGCGUUUGCUUGGGUCACAAAGAGAUGACAAAAAGCAAACCCAGCAGCAGCAACAGGCCAGCACAGUCGCCACAGUAAAGAUGGAUGAAAUGAAAGCUAAGGAUUCUGGCGAGAUGAGCCGGAGCCACUCGGAGGGAGCUUAUGCUAACACCAUCCUCCCAAAUCACCACCACCAUACCCAUCACCGAGUCUUCGAGGACUUUGCCUGCUAGGAAGACCCGUCAGGUGGGUCAAUUGCUAUUGACAUCUACAGAAAGAGUUCUCUCAGUGCUGAAGGUGGGCUCAAUGAAAGGCCCUCAAAUCUCAGCGCUAACCUCUCUCGCUGUCACCAGUUAAAGCUACAGCCAAAGCCGAACUCUAAACCCUCGCUUCUAACCGAACGCUGGCAUGGAUCGGACAUUGCGGUCCAGCAGGAGACUAUAUGAAAUCUUUUCCUCAUUACCCACCCCCCACCCCUUUCAGGAAGUGACAUCAGUGGCAACUCUACGAUUCUACACUGGAUACGUUGGUACUGGGCCUCUACAAUAUCAAGGCAUAGACUGCAUGAUAUCUAGAGCUGCCUCAUACUCCAGGUCCUUUUUGAAGCAUUGCAUUCUUUAUAUUUUGUCAGCUGUUAGAAUUUUAUUCGGUCAGUUCUCAUCUUGUGAAAUAUUAUAAUUCAGAUUAACCUACAAAUGUAAAUGAUGUAUUUGAAUCGUGGCUUAUCAGCCCUUAAGGAUCCAGAGCGUAAGAGAAAUAACUUUACUCUGGUAUACUCUUUCACUGAAAUCAUGGGGAUGGUGUAGAAUAGUUUGUGUUUCAGAAAAGUAAUAUAUAUCCAUCUCUUCUGGAUAUGUCUGGUAAAUGUUUUCCUCUCAGAUGGUUUAUGAUUAAUUUAACUUAAAGUAUAUUAAAUAAUCCACAAAUUUUGUAAUGUUAUUUAUAGAGAUGUAAUGUGUGAGUGGUAAUGGGUGUCAUUAGCAGUAACAACAUCAUCUUCUUGUGAGGUUAUUUCCCAACGGAGAGCCAAAUGAUGUGUACAGUAAAGCCCACCAGCGCCAGAAGAAGCCAUUGCGGUAGCCAUAUGGAAAAGGUUUGUUUCAUCCAUCCAUCAGCUGAUGGAUCCAGUCUCCCAGACCUCCCAAAAGUGUUUAAUAAAACAGACCUUAUGUUCCAAGUUUCACUUUUGAAUGAGACCGAGUGCACCGGUCCCAGAGAGAAUGAUAAACUAGGUUUGCUCAGCACACUCGCAAAGUAUGAGUAAUCUGAUGCACCGCGGCGUAUGGCUACAUGUUUAAAAGUCGGUCGAUGAGAUUUUCUCAGGGUUCUUAGCUGUGAAAUGUCUAGCGGUUUCUUUGACAAAAGGCCAGAUGUGCAAAGCAUUUCAAUCAGAAACAACCGGCUUCUUUGUGCGUGAAAUUCAGCAGGAACUGACAUUCAAUGACAAUUCAAAGACGAAAAUGUUUUCCUUUUUAGCUACAGUCCUAUUAUGCUGGAAUUGAAUUGCGGUUACAAAUAUGGCUAAUAGUACUGUAAGUCAACAGUGUAGCACCUCUAAAUUUUCUACUUAUUUAUUUUUUAUUAUAUAUUCUUUUUUCUUUUUUUUUUUUUUUUAAAUUGUGCAGUUCCUGUAUAAUUGUCUGAUUUUCUUUUUUAUUAGGUUGGGUGUUGUAAUUUAAUAUCAUGUAAGAUUUUAUUGUUAUAUUACAUAAAACACAUAUAUAUUUAAUCAUAGUUAUUGUGCUAAAUGUGCUGUGUAAUUUUCGGUCGCUGUGAUUUUGCCGAGUAAGACAUGUUCCUGGAUCAACAUCUUUUGAUGAAUCUGGAUCAACAUUAUUGUCCAAAAAUAUAGACUAAAUCCAAUCCCUACCCAUAAACCUAUCCCUACCCAUAAUUUAUCCCUAAAAUCAGUGCGAAAUGAUACCUGAUUAACAAGGGAGUAGAAGCUCCUAACCCUGAUCGUAAGCCUAAAACUGAUAUUUCCUAAAAAGUUAUCCCUCAAUUCAGAUUCAGGUUAAUUGGAAUGUUGUUCCACGAUCAACAAGGAUGUUGAUCCAGGAACAUGCUGUACUUGGUAAAAUCACGGUCAUCAUAAUUUUCUCCUGCACAUUUAGUACACUUUAACAAACGGCUGCUGUGAUUAUUUAUCGCAACUCUUAAACUUUUACGUCAGAAUAAGUAAUAAUGUGUUGUUUCAACAAAGUAUGUGUUUGUUCUUGACUUAAAGUUCAGUUAAAAACAGCCAAUUUUAGGUUGUUUAUAAUUAAUUGCAGCAGCAUUUUUACACAUUUUCUGGGCUUAUUUUGUUUUUCUACAUUCACAAACUACAUGAUUUUCUUAUAAAUGACAGAGCUGUGUAUCCUCUAUAGAUUAGAUCCAAUUUGCAAAGGAGAUUUUGCAUUGUUAUUUUCAUAUUUUCCGGAAUGGAUCUCAUAUUUGGGUGUCAAAAACAUGCAGCAUAUAGAAAUUCCAUAUAAAAGUAAUCAUGGCUGAUAUAGGUUUUAAUAUUUAUAAAAUUGUAUCAAAGUGGCAUUUUUAAAAGUUUCCAGUCCGGGUCUUGAUGGCACACUGAGCCGGUUAUGCAUAAUAAUGCAGUUUACUGUCAUAACUGUGCUGUCAGCAGUCAAAGCAGAAGAGCUGACAUGUCAGUGCAUGUCCAAGAAUUGCACUGGAACAAAUCACUCAGAUUUUAUUUGGCAUUAUCUGUCAACCUCAUGCACUUGUACAGUUGUAUAUUCAUGCAUUUAUGGCCUAUCUUACCUGUGCAGAAGGAAUUGCUCCAAAUGUUGAAAUGCAAUUGCGUGUGCACGACUCACAGGUCUUUUAAAAAAAAAGACUUAUUUCAUAGUCCUUGCCACUUAGCAAAUAGCAACGAUUUUUUACAAUCCAGCAGGCAGAUCUGCAUCAGAAAGAGGAUGUAAAGGCUUCCACACCAAUUAGACAUUUAUCCAAACAGGUGUUAAAAAAACUGUUCUGUUUUUAGCAAUUAACACUGUUCUGUUCUGUUCUCCUAAAUAGAUUGUAUCUAUUCAUGAUUUCAUGCAAAUUACAUCAUCUUCUUGGAGUAAUACAGGUGAAAAAUUAUGGAGAGAGAAAUAGAAGAGACUGUAGGAAGUGGAAAGGGGAAAGAGAGGAACAGUGGAAGCACAGCAGGAACAACCGGAGAAACUUCUUGUUUGGGACAACGUCCAUUUCCUCCAUGUAGCGCUUGUGCGUGAGUGGAUUCAGAAUCACUCACAUUUUCUUAAAGUGUUUCUUCCAGAAAGCAUUCUAUUUUUAAAUUCAGUUAAGUAAAGAUUUAACAUUUACACUUUUCUUUUCUUGGAUCAAUAACUUUCAAUGCAUCACCUGUGUUAAAUUACUUUGAAUUCUUCAGACAUCAAUUCCAUUCAGGUCCAUUUGUGGCAGCGUUAAGCUCUAUGUGUGCGUUUUUAAAGCUGUGCCACGCUGCUUUAACUUUGAAAUGCUGUUCUUUUCCACCCGCUUUCGCCAGCCAGACCACCAUUUAGCUCCAAGAGGGGGCCAUAAAACAAGGCACUGAAGCAGCAUAUAGCGCAAACAGACUGUUGAGAUUUCCACACGAUUAAAGGCAUCAAGACUAAUCAGACUAAUUACCCAUUAUGCCCCAGAACCUAAUGGACUGUAUACCAGACCUCAGAGAACACAUAAUACAGUUUGUACAAAGGUCUGCUGUUAUGACCGUGGUUUCUGUUUUUAUAACUGUAACAAUGGCACGUACUGCAGUCCAAUAAUAAAAUCUUGAUAAAUGAAUCACUUUGGUUCGGUUCACUGAGAUAUAAGCACAUAAGACGGUGUUCUUUUUGAUGCCUUAUUAUUCCACUGAGGAUGCUGGACAUCUUAAAGGAAUGUGCUGGGUUCAAUACAAGUUACUCUUUUGACAGUAUCAGUCAUUUACCAUAUACAAUUAUGUUGACACGUCCCUUAGUUUAUAAAAACAAGCAAAAAUGUGAAAUGUUGUUAAAAUAACUUCUGUAAUAAUUAACCAUAAGGCUAAAGGGAUACUGGAGACACCUUUACAGUUUAAACAACAGACAUUUUGGUAGCACUAUGUUUUACGGUACUUACCUGAAAUGUAUGUACAUGGUAGCAAAUAAGAAACAUGGCUGUACUUAACAGUCGUACAUGCAUGGUAAAUUGUUUGUACAUACAGACAAGUGUGGGUAAGAACGGUCACUAAUUACAUACUUUACUGUACUUACUAAUAUAUAUACACAUGGUAAAUAUGUAGUACUUUGGGACAAGUGGGUAUAAACAGACACAUCCUUACAGUAUCCGUAUAUGGUAACUAAAAAGACACAUUACUGUACAUACUAAUGAAACGUGGUAUUAUGUCUGCCACCUAUAGAAAAAAGAAAAAAAAACUGUUCCUGUUAGACAUCAAAUCUUUUACUGCU
This is a messenger RNA of Carassius gibelio (silver crucian carp), 6293 nucleotides long. Its product is annotated as acid-sensing ion channel 4-A-like. Lineage: Eukaryota; Metazoa; Chordata; Actinopteri; Cypriniformes; Cyprinidae. Gene Ontology annotation, cellular component: membrane. Bases 372 to 2111 code for a protein of 579 amino acids. The transcript has 10 exons. Gene Ontology annotation, molecular function: ligand-gated sodium channel activity. The record is from RefSeq and is a predicted model, not a curated record. Gene Ontology annotation, biological process: sodium ion transmembrane transport.